Sinocyclocheilus rhinocerous is the source of this 1652-nucleotide messenger RNA. It is a transcript of the gene cyp2k16, whose product is annotated as cytochrome P450, family 2, subfamily K, polypeptide16. The coding region runs from base 1 to 1509 and encodes 502 amino acids. Lineage: Eukaryota; Metazoa; Chordata; Actinopteri; Cypriniformes; Cyprinidae. The transcript has 10 exons. The record is from RefSeq and is a predicted model, not a curated record. Gene Ontology annotation, biological process: xenobiotic metabolic process. Gene Ontology annotation, cellular component: intracellular membrane-bounded organelle; cytoplasm. Gene Ontology annotation, molecular function: oxidoreductase activity, acting on paired donors, with incorporation or reduction of molecular oxygen, reduced flavin or flavoprotein as one donor, and incorporation of one atom of oxygen; iron ion binding; heme binding.
AUGGCUCUCAUGGAGGCACUCCUUCAGGUUUCCAGCACAGGAACAUUAAUCUGCUGCUUGCUUCUGCUCUUAGCUGUUUGUCUCCUGUUCUUCAGGUCUCAGAGAGACGAAAAUGAACCUCCAGGGCCAAAACCGUUGCCACUUUUGGGAAAUCUGCUAAUGUUGGAUGUCAGCAAACCACAUUUGAGCCUGUGUGAGAUGGCAAAGCAGUUCGGCCCAGUUUUCACAGUCUACUUUGGUCCAAAGAAAGUGGUUGUGUUAGCUGGCUACAAAACAGUGAAGCAAGCCCUUGUUAAUCAUGCAGAUGAAUUUGGAGACAGAGAAAUUACGCCACUGUUCCAUGAUUUAACUAAAGGGCAUGGUAUUAUAUUUGCCAAUGGAGAGAGUUGGAGAGAGAUGAGACGGUUUGCUCUCACCAACUUACGAGACUUCGGGAUGGGAAAGAAAAAGAUCGAGGAGAAAAUCAUAGAGGAAACAUGCCAUUUACUAGAGGAAUUUGAGAAGUUUGAAGGAAAACCUUUUGAAACCACACGGCUGAUGAACUACGCUGCCUCAAGUGUCAUCUCUUCCAUUGUGUAUGGACGCAGUUUCAAGUAUACAGACCCUCAGCUACGGUGUAUGGUGGAUCGAGCUAAUGAGAGCGUCAGGCUGAGUGGAACAGCAUCCGUGCAGCUCUACAACAUGUUUCCUUUCUUGAGUCCAUGGCUCAAGAAUCUGAAACUAAUCAUGAAUAACCUAGCACUCGAUAUCAAAGAGAUAUCAGAGCUGGUGAGCAGUUUACAUCAAACACUGAACUCGCAGGAUCUCAGAGGCUUUGUGGAUUCGUUCCUCAUCCGCAUGCAGAAUGCAGAGGAAUCUGGAGUGAAGAACUCGCUUUUCCAGAAGCAGAACCUCAUUUUCACAGUCGCCAACCUGUUCGUCGCUGGUACGGACACUACUAGUACAACACUGCGCUGGGGCUUGCUGUUUAUGGCCAAAUAUCCACAUAUACAAGAUCGGCUUCAGGAGGAGAUUGACCAGGUGAUCGGUGGACGGCAACCGGUAUCAGAGGACAGGAAGAACUUACCGUAUACAGACGCUGUGAUCCACGAAACCCAGAGAUUUGCUAACAUAGCACCCAUGAGUAUCCCACAUAUGACCAGCUGUGACGUUCACUUCAAUGGAUACUUCAUCAAGAAGGGCACAUGUGUAUUUCCUCUUCUAAUGUCUGUACUGUGGGAUGAGGAUGAAUGGGAAACACCUCGUAACUUUAACCCCGAACACUUCCUGGACAAGCAGGGGCGAUUUGUGAAGAGAGACACCUUCUUGCCCUUCUCUGCAGGCCACAGGGUUUGUCUUGGAGAGGGUUUGGCCAGGAUGGAGCUCUUCCUGUUCUUCACCUCCCUCUUUCAGCGUUUCCGUUUCACUCCUCCUCCAGGAGUGUCUGAAAAUGAUUUGGAUCUCACUCCAGCGGUGGGCUUCACCUUGAACCCGACCCCACAUAAACUGUGCGCAGUCAAACACUUGUGAACUCUUUUACAGUAAAGUUGAUGCAGUCUGUAUUUGUUUUAACACAAAAUAACGCAUUACAUUUGUGUGUUCAUUCUUUAUAUGCAAAGUGAAAGCUCAGAAAUCAUGAUUUUUAAGCAUUCACCAAAAAAAAAAAAAAAAAA